GGCCGGGUUUUGGACAAAUUGGGAUGAACCCAAACUUACUCGAGGUUCAAGGAGUUGGGGCGGGACCAUCCCAGGGGCAAGGAGCAAAUGGAGGGUUGCCACAAUAGGCUCCGCCGCCACAAGGUAACCAAGGACAGGGACACGGUCAAGGACACGGUAAAGGGAGAAAUGGAGGAAGAGGAAAUGGCAAUGGAGGAAGAGGAUUCGGAGGAAGAGGAAACAGUGGACAAGGUGGCAGGAUUGGGGGAGUGCAAUGAAGUGAUAGACGAGAUUGCCUUAAAAUGUCUAGGAUGGAUGGAUUUCAAAGCCGACAUGUGGGCGAAAUAUAGGGAUCUGACAAGGGAUGAAAUCGAGGAUGAUAUCAUUUUCGAUAACACCGACUUGGGUGAUUUUGAGGACAGCAUCCGCCUUUGCUCAGAAAAAAGAAGGUGGGGUGAAAGGAAGAUGUUGGAACAAGUGAUGAGGAGGAUCACACCGAGGGAGUAUGAGGCAGUGAAAAAGAUCAAGGAGGAGUCAGACACCAGGGGGAGCUUCCUUGUCAAAAUGAGAAAGGCCUAUCCCUUGGAGGUGCAGAGACAAAAGAAGAAACAGUUACUUCAGGAGCAGGGAUUGUGGAUUGACAAGAGGGGAGAGAGGAUAGAAAGAAGAGCUCAGAUGGAAGAUAGGGGAAAUAUCACCGCCCCUCAACAGGGGAAUGAUGAGUACAGAGCUCAAGGUGAAGAUGACUCAAUAAAAGAAGACAAGACACAAAUGGGGGAGCAUGAUGGUAAGGAAGUGGAAGGCAAUGGCAAGGCAGGAAAGGUGAAAAAGGGAGACGAGAAGGUGAAGGGAAAGGAGAAGGACAGUGAGAAGAAUGAAAUGGCAGGACCAUCUGAAACUGCAGAAGAGUCUACUUCCAAUGAGUUGAUCCGGUUGAAUGAGCUACCAAGGGACGAUUGUGAAUGGAUCCUUGAGGGGGAGGCAGAAGUGGACGAUAGGUUAAAAGGAGUGAAGGAAGAAAGGAGAAGGGAAUUAGAAGUUCCGUUUCAGGAACUUCAGGAUAGAAUGAAGGAAAAGACAGAGUUGUUCACGCAGGGAGUGGCAAGUCAUGUCCCUGAAAUCCUAAAAGAGACUCAGAGGUUGAGAGCAAGAGAAGAGAAAAAGGACAUGCAGUGGGCAAAGGUGGAAAAGGAGAUGGAAAGUUUAAAAGCAGAAAUGGAAAAGGCAAAGAUUGAACAGGGAAAGAUGGAGGUAAAGGUGGAGGCUCUAAGCAUUGCUCUUGACAACAAGCGUAAAGAGGCGGAGACAGAAAAGAUUGAGAAAGAGAAAUUGGAAAAAGAAGUUGAGCAUGCAGAGACGACAGAGCGGGAGCUGACAUCCAAGCGUGCGGAUCGGAUCAAGGAUAUGUGCCAUAAGGCAGGCAUCAGGUACAUUACGAGGGACCAAACUGUGGAAGAGCUUGUACGCGCGAAGACGGACUUAGCAUACGAAGGGUUGUACGAAGACGGAGAGAGGGCCAGUGAGGUGCGGGAGCAGGUUGGCAUUGAAGAAGUACCGGAGGAGGAGGGUUUGACGGCCCCGAGACCAAGGCGCUCGCGAAGAUCACCAACCACCUCGCCGCCUGAUGAGGACAACAGCUGACUACAUGGCCUCAGUUACACUGCUUUCCUUUGGGAGUACCUCGUGGCUCUCCUAGGAAUACGAGAUGUUAUGAGGCG
Molecule: messenger RNA, 1697 nt
Organism: Chara braunii
Lineage: Eukaryota; Viridiplantae; Streptophyta; Charophyceae; Charales; Characeae
Source: the annotation of a GenBank genome assembly